Cynara cardunculus var. scolymus (artichoke) is the source of this 819-nucleotide messenger RNA. RefSeq names its product probable WRKY transcription factor 75. Gene Ontology annotation, biological process: regulation of DNA-templated transcription. Bases 25 to 630 code for a protein of 201 amino acids. The record is from RefSeq and is a predicted model, not a curated record. The transcript is spliced from 2 exons. Lineage: Eukaryota; Viridiplantae; Streptophyta; Magnoliopsida; Asterales; Asteraceae. Gene Ontology annotation, molecular function: DNA-binding transcription factor activity; sequence-specific DNA binding.
CAUACAUCUCUCUCUCUCUCUCCAAUGGACAACCUCGAUGCAAUUUUUCACUAUUCAUCCUCUUCAACUUCACCGCCGGCUGCCGUUUCUUCACACUUAUCACUAAACAUGUCCAAUCGUUAUUCACUUGCCGAUCACAGUAAUACAAACCAUUACAGCAGUUACGAUCAAUCGGAUGAUGAUCACGACCUCCGAUUAAUCGGAGAAAAUGAAAAUGGCGUCUCAGACAAUAUCUUCGUCGCCGAUCACGUUUCUCCGACUACUAAUAGCUUCAGUAAUUGUGAUGGCAGCGAAUUGAAUACAGCGAACAAGUUGAACGUCAAAAAAGGCGAGAAGAAGAUUAGAAAACCUAAGUACGCAUUUCAAACGAGAAGCCAGGUCGAUAUCCUUGACGAUGGUUAUAGAUGGAGGAAGUAUGGUCAAAAGGCUGUGAAGAACAACAAAUUCCCCAGGAGCUACUACCGUUGUACGCAACCAGGAUGCAACGUAAAAAAGCAAGUUCAAAGGUUAUCAAAAGACGAAGGAGUUGUGGUGACGACUUAUGAAGGAAUGCAUUCACAUCCAAUCGAGAAAUCUACCGAUAAUUUUGAGCAUAUUUUGACUCAAAUGCAAAUCUACUCUUCUUGCUAGCUAGCAACGGUAUAGAUUACAAGAAAAUUUAGAGAAAUGCGCACGCUGGACGGUUUGCUAGCUAGCCCUAAACCAAUAUAUAUGAUGCUUUACUUAUAUUUAUCUCAAGUAUUAUACUUGUAUGGAUUCUGUUUUUGUUUAUGAUCCUUACAUCAAAUAAAGGAGCAUGUAAAUGAAAUUAAUUAAAGC